CACCACCGCUGGAAGCUCAGUUGACCAGCGUCGCAACUGAGCGAUGCGCCUCCAGGAGAGCGUCUACCUAUUUGCGGAUUUGACAUUCAUAUAGCAGCCUACAUCCUCACAUCUGAUUGACAAUUAAUUUUCCCUCCUCGUCGUUAAUAUCUUUAGUCUACGUCACUCUAUCUUAGAGAGAAAACUACACACAAGACAAGGUUUUAGAUUGCAUAUCUGAAAACUCGCAACAGGCAUUUUCUUUUCUCCUCUUGAACGAUCCCCCCCGUGGGAGGAGUUGCUUUUAAAAUACCGAUUUCUUUUACUUUUAAAUCAUUCAGAGACAACCGAGAACUUAAUCGAUGAUGGCACGUCGGGAAACGUCGGACAAACUGGUUUGAUUUUGGUCAUUUGUGUCCUCAGUUUGUGUCUCUCGGAGGAUCAAAAGCAUCUUCAGACAGAUCGCCGGGAGCAGAGGAGGCUGUCUUGCUGUCUACAGGCUGUCAUAAGGUGGGCUUGAGCAACCAGAAGCCAUGUUGUCAUUGGACGAGCCGUUGGACUUGAAGCUUCCCUCAGGUCGGAUAGAUGGUCCAGUGAGAUUAGGGAAGAGGACUUCUUCUUCUAUCUGUGCCCCUCUCAGCGCCACACGACCACGCCUGAUAUAUACAACCUUUCCGUCUCCACCCUCCUCUCCAGAUUCCCAAUCCUCCUCUCAUGAACGACACGGGUCCUGUUUCACCCCUCCGGCCAUGGACCUCAGCCUGUCCCCCUCCUCCCGCCACACCUCCUCCUUGUCCCCGUCCCCUUCCUCCCCCUCCUCCCCCUCCCCUUCUUCACCUCUGGAGUCUCCUCACAGCAGCAGCAGCCCCCAGCCACAUCUCUUCUCACGGGAACCAGCUCGUCAUCGAGGGGUAGAGGGCGGAGCUUCGCCUCAGGGUUAUCCGUUUUACCUGCCGAUUGCAAGCCCACCUAAGGGAUACAGCUUUCCCUCCUCCAUGUUCAUUGGUCAGAACAGAGAGAAGCAAGUUUCACCGGAGCCCUCAUUGGAUGGUCAGCUGGCCUGCCGUUGGAUGAAGUGCCACCUGCUGUUUGACUCGCUUCAGGACUUGGUGGAUCACAUCAACGACUUCCACGUCAAGCCUGAAAAGGAUUCCGGGUACUGCUGCCAGUGGGAGGGCUGUGCUCGGAACGGGAGGGGCUUCAAUGCCAGGUAUAAAAUGCUGAUUCACAUCCGCACGCACACCAAUGAGAAGCCGCACCAUUGUCCCACCUGCAACAAGAGUUUCUCACGUCUGGAGAACCUGAAGAUACACACCCGCUCACACACAGGAGAAAAACCCUACAUCUGCCCCUAUGAGGGCUGCAAUAAGCGUUACUCCAACUCUAGCGACCGCUUCAAGCACACCCGCACCCACUAUGUGGACAAGCCAUACUACUGCAAGAUGGCAGGCUGCCUGAAGCGCUACACAGAUCCCAGCUCGCUACGCAAGCACAUCAAGGCCCAUGGGCAUUUUGUUGCCCAGGAGCAAGGUGCUCCAAGCAGGCUGGGGACUGGGCUGGGCCUCCCCGGGCACCAGAGCGCUGCUGAUCUGCCGUCUGUUGGCAGGGCUCACAUUAUCAUCCCUGGGGCUGCUGCAGCUCUACUUGGGGGUCUGGGGACCACUUAUCCUCUCUCAGCUUUCUGCCACGCCAGAGCCCUGGGACACCAUGGGGCACCACUGUUCUCCAUGGGCGGAGGAGGAGGCGGCAUGGGGCCGCUCGGCCUCUCCGACUCCCCUCUUUUACACUUUGGACUUUCAGCUGCAUCAAUGUUGGGGCUGGGAGCUCUGGGAAGUCUGGGGCGGAUGGCAGGCAAGGAGGUGGAAGGUGAGGAUGAAGAGGAAGAAGGAGAGGGGGAGCUGGAGGGGGAGGUGCUGAACCUGUCUGCAGGGGUGGGGCCCAGACAAAGCGACCCUUUGUCUUGGGUGGUUGUUCCCCCGAGGGCUCUCCUCCUCAAACCAGCUGUUGUCAGUUAAGAUGUGCACUCAGCGACGUGUAGACCAGGGAGUGUGUGUUUGUGUUUUUCUGUGUCUGUGUUUGCAUGCAUGUAUGUCUGGCUGUGUGUGUUUACAGACAUGCAUGGGUGAUUGUGGAGCGUGUGUGUGUGUCAGAAAUCAAAGGUUGCUGUCACCUGCAGAGCCAUAAAAAGCACUUCAGUCAUUCCAGCCCAGAAACAACUAAAUACAGACUAUAAGACUGAAAAUUACAGUUGUUUUUGUGUUGAGUGUACGAAACGUAAGCAAGACCUUUGAGUGUUGGGUUGCAGCAAGAUUUUGCACCAUUCAUGUUUCAGCUGUCUUUAAACUUUAAAGGGUCAGUUCACCCAUAUUACAAAAAGAAAAAAGAAAGCCAUGCAGAUUAUUUUUUAUCGGCUGAGAUUUUGAGAUAUCCGUCUCUGUUUGGUGAACAGUUGGGUUUUUAUGGUAAAUUCCAUCCUACCCUGUUGUUUCAAGGGGUUGCAGGUGUUUUACUCUACUUCUACUCCUACUUCUCAUGUCCUUGGAAGUCGUGAAAUUUGGGUGGACCUGUUCAUCUACACCUUGACUUCACAGUCAAAAAGCAUUUCACAGUGGACAAUCACCUGUAUUAGAUUUACCACACCAGGUCAUGAAAAGAGCAGGUGUUCUCACCAUUUUGUAGUUUUUAUGUACGACAACCCCCACUGACCGCUUCCACUGACUUUUUAUUCAUAAAUAAAUAUGGAGGUGGAAAGCUGGAUUAUGGGGCGCAAUGGGAAACACAGUCCAUACACAAUAAUUUAAUGUAACAUUAGCUACUCACAGUACAUCCAUCUUCAGGGACAGUCAAGAAUUCCAAUAUAAAGCAUCCAUAAUUCUUCUCCCAUGAUAUGACUGCCGGCAUUUAAAAAAGGGUUACUGUUAAAGCUACCAAUCAUUUUACUACAACUACCCGCAAAAUAUUGACGUGUUUGAGAAGAUAACUGUUGUUAUCUUCUUAACAGCUGUCUCCUACUAUACCAUGACGCAUGUAGAACAGUUUGUAAUAAAACUCUUCAAUGUCUGACUCAGACAUCGAUCACUAAUUGUGCAACAUGUAUAUCUCAGAUAAGCUCAUUCAUUUCCAAGCCCACAGCAAACAAAACAAUUAUGACAACAAAAUAUGACACAGUUAUCUCGCUGAUUUACUAGUUGUAAAGUGAUCUCGGUGUGGCCACCAUUUUCUUACAGAGAGAGAGAGAGAUCUUGAUUCAUAAUUAGUCUGGGAGAUUUUACGACACCACGAUGUGUGACGAAAGGUUAUAAUGCACACAGAGCUAUGUUUGACCAUGUGAUUUUUCAAGUCGCAAGAAGAAGGAAACGACUGUGUUGACGCAAAUGAAUGUAGGUUUAAAGUUUACUCUUUAGCUUUCAGUUUACCUACUCCUUGCUCUAUUAAUCAUUCCAAGACAAAGAUCUAAACAGGAUCUGCCCUGCCUUUUACCGACUGAGGAACACAUUCAAGUAGGAACAAGUAGACAAAGGUGUGUAGUAGGCAAUAAUGAGUACACAUUUGCUUCAGAUGAAUGUUAAAAUGCAAAAGGUACACAAGAAGAAGCCAAACAAUUGUUUUAAAAACUGUCUCUCAAGUAUUUUUGAAGGGGUGACGUUUGACAAUGGCCACAUGUGGCCAGUAUCUGUGUUAUCUUGUAUUUCUUGUUUGCACAUUGAUUUAUCCUAAUCAGUAUUUCAAAGGUGUCCAAGUGCCUUGUGUUUCAACCGAAAUAUAUCAUACAAUAUACAAAAAUAUUUACGCAAAUGUAAAGUGUAUAAAUGUAGUUUUCAUUACAUUUUGGAAAACUGAAUUUUAAUAACUGACAACAGAUGUGAUUUGUACAUCAGGGCCACUGCAACACUUUCCAAGGACGUCACCAGUGUUGAUGACCGUGACAAUGACAUAAUGUCAAUAAACACAAACAGAUGAA
Thunnus maccoyii (southern bluefin tuna) is the source of this 3940-nucleotide messenger RNA. RefSeq names its product zinc finger protein GLIS2-like. Bases 513 to 1994 code for a protein of 493 amino acids. The record is from RefSeq and is a predicted model, not a curated record. Gene Ontology annotation, cellular component: nucleus. Gene Ontology annotation, molecular function: DNA-binding transcription factor activity, RNA polymerase II-specific; RNA polymerase II cis-regulatory region sequence-specific DNA binding. The transcript has 7 exons. Gene Ontology annotation, biological process: regulation of transcription by RNA polymerase II; smoothened signaling pathway. NCBI's taxonomy places the organism in Eukaryota, Metazoa, Chordata, Actinopteri, Scombriformes, Scombridae.